UUCAUUUUGUGGCUCCCCCCCCUUGUUGCUUGAAACGACCAUCUGCUUCACCGGUCGCCCUCCGUCGCCCAUUCUUGGCUCCAGCCGUUUCCGCAACCGGACGGUUGCCGGUUGCGGACGCCCGAACAUUGAAGAUGAUGAGGUGGGCCCCGCUGGCCGCGCUGGCCGCGCUGGGCCUGGCUCGAAAGCUGGACUACCAUGAGUCGCCUCUUGCGAAGGUCGUCCACUUGUUGGAAGGGAUGGAGGCCGAUUUGUCGAAGGAGGCCGCCGAAGACGAGGCGACCAACGAAGAGAUGAAGCGUUGGUGCAAGACCUCCGAGGAGAAUCAGACGAGCCUCAUCACGGACUCCACGAGCCUCAUCGAGACACAAACCGUGGUCGUGAAGGAAAGCACUGCCAUGGGCGACCGUCUCACCUGGGAACUGCGGAACUUGGCGAAGGAGAUCGCCGCUCAUGAGGCCACCUUGGAGAAGGCGGACGUCUUGCGGCGCGACCAGCGGGAGAAGUUCGCGGAGGAUUCCAAGUCGCUCAAGGAGAACAUCGACGCAGUGGCCCAAGCCUUGGCAGCGGUCAACGGAAGCUCGUUCCUGCAAUCUCCGGAGUCUCCUGCCGUGACGAGGCUCAAAGAGGUGGUCAUGAAGCACUACGACAUGAUCAAGACCAAGAGUUCUCGAGCAGACCGGAUGCUCUUGGAUGACUUCUUGAAGGACCCAGGUCACUUCACCAAAGGCCUCGGCUUUCUGCAGAAGGCUCAGGUGGGAGGUCCCGCAGAGACUGUGGCAGGCAUGCUGCAGGCAAUGGUGGAUGACUUCCAGAUCGAUCUCAAGGAGGAGCAGGAUGAAGAUGGCAAGCUGGAGAAGAGCUACCAGGCCUUGGUGACGGCGAAAAGCCAGGAGGUGUCGGCCGGUCAAGAGCAAGUCACACUCAAGGAGCAGCAGAAAGCCGAUGCCAAGCAAAGGGUCAUCACUGGUAAGGAGGACAUCAGCGGUGCGACCACCGCGAAGGCGGAGGCAGAGAAGUUCCUGGCCACGGCCAGGGCCAAGUGCGCCCAGAGCGCGGAAAGCUUUGCCCAGCGCUCCGCGCGCCGUACCGAGGAGCUGACAGCUGUGACGAAAGCGCGGGAGGUGCUGACAGGGGAGGAAGCAAAGAUGCUGGAGGCCAAAAGCAAAGCCAAAGCAACGUCUUUUCUCCAACUGAGCUCUCGCACCUUCUCAAGUCCUGCGGCUGAGAAGCUGCUGGUUGCAGGGCACACGUUGGGCAAGGAGGAGCUGGUGGUCCUGGGCCUCAAGUUGAAGGCUGGCAGCUUGGACAAGGUGAAGGAAGCCAUCGAGGGCAUGCUCCGCGCGUUGAAGCAAGAGCAGAAGGACGAGGUCACCAAGAACAGCGCCUGCACGCAGGACUUUGAGGAGAAUGCAGCUUCCACGGAGCAAAAGCAGCAGCAGAACGAGAUAACGCAGGGGAAAAUCCGUGAGUGGAAGGAUGAGGCGCAGACCGUGGAGGAGGAGAUCGGGAAGCUCAAGAAGGAGGUCGAAGACCUCCAAGAACAGCUUCAGGCAGCCCAAAAGACUCGUGCCAAGGAGAUGAGCGACUUCGCCGACAUGGCUGCGGACGAGCGCCUCACGCAGAAGCUUUUGGGACAGGCGCAAGAAAUCUUGGCGGAGGUCUACAAAGGAGUCUCCUUGGCUCAGGCCGGUAGUGAAGUACCCAGCGAUGCAGUCAUGGAGAUGUUGGAGCAGGUCCAAAAGAACUCCGUGCGACUGGAGGAGGAAGCACAGGAAGGCGAUGAGGAGUCCCGAAAAUCUUUCGAGAAACUCGCGGAGGAGAUGAAGGCGGAGAUCAAGAGCGCCACCAAGGACAUCGGGAAGAAGUCGAUCGUGAAGGCCACACUGGAAGGUGAUGUGGCGGAAGCCAUGCGGAAGAUGGGCUUGACCGAGGAGGAGUUGCAGACCCUCGCAGCGACCAAAUCAGCGCUGCACGCGUCCUGUGACUUCGUGGUCAAGAACUUUGAGACGCGCCAAAAGGCUCGAGGUGCUGAGAUCCAGGCACUCGAGGAGGCGAAAACCAUCCUUUGAAGCACGAACUUCAUGGUUGUGUUCCAUUCGCCUGACCGAGAAGAGGAACAAAAAAAGCUGGAGAGUCCUGCGGAUCGCGCUGCCCAGUCCGACGUGCGCACGGGUUAAGCGAUCGCCUCCCGUGGAUCGCCCAGUCCGAAGGACCUUGGG
This is a messenger RNA of Durusdinium trenchii, 2222 nucleotides long. The record is from the annotation of a GenBank genome assembly. NCBI's taxonomy places the organism in Eukaryota, Dinophyceae, Suessiales, Symbiodiniaceae.